AGUAGGAUCGAUAAUAUUGAAUUCUGGUUGACAGUUUACACAUGCACGUCAUUCACAAGCCAUGCCUCUGUCGCCCUGGGCACGGAGCACUGAUCAACCGGGAAGUGAGUACAUACACGCAUGUGUGCAAUGCCUGCGUGUAGGCCAGUAUGACAUACUGUGGAGAAGACUGGCUGCGUGGCGCCAGACACAGAAAAGACUUGGAGUACUUGUUCAGUAAUGAAAUCUUAGAAGAAUUUGACGACAUGAGAAUGUGGUUGUUUCUACUGAGGAAUGUCAUUCUCCACGAGGUGAAGGUUACAGGGGUCUAUGAAACUCUUCAGAAUCUUUGGAAACUGCAUGAUGAAGUCGUCCGGUCAUGGGGCCAGACAUCGAGACUGUUCCUCAGUGGUGACCAUUCCACAAGCGUUCGUGACUGUCUCAUCUCCAUCUACAACGCCGUCACUACGGCUGCUGACAACUACAGCCUCUCGCAACUUCUACCACCACCCAUAUUCAAAAACGGCGAGCUUGUGCGACCAUCACUCUCAUCAAAAACAACCCUUGUAAGGAAAAUAAUUAAGAAGACCUGCAAUGCAAAACCAACCACUGCAAUGAAAGAGCGACGUCGGGUUCAAAAACAGUCACCAGAACGAACGACUCACGACCGGUCUAUCCUCAAUACAUUGCACCAAAACGUGAUUGAAACGGAAGAACGGCUUCAGGUUCAUGUUGAACACGACUUAGAGACGGUUUAUGAACAAUUGAAUUCAGAAAGGAAACUGACAAAUGGCUUAAAGCAUUUUGAAGAACCAGUCGAUUCCCACGACCAUUCCGAAGAAAAGAGAAUUUUGAAUACGUCUUCGAGGUCUAAAACAGCACCCGGAGAUGAACACACGUCACAAGCCCCUGAGGAACAAGGAACGCGUGGUCUUGCUACAGACUUUGAAAAGAUGGAACGUUGUAAAGACAAUUCAUACAAGUUACCGACGGUUCAUGAGUCUGUCGGAGAAGCAUGCGUUUAUUGUCAUGACAAGAAGUCACUACUCCGUGCGGAUUCGGAAGAAACUACAAACAACACGUGUGGAAAGUCAAGAAUUUGUUCCUUACAAUGAUUUUAUGGAACAUGAGGAUGGGGAGGUUCCACUUAAAGGGGGAACUACUCUCCACGGUGCCCAUGUCUAGUCGAGGUGCAUAUGGUCUAUUUGAACAUUAAUGUUAUCAUCAAUUUCAAGGUCAAACAAUGUGCCUAGCUAACAAAUUGGUGGUGUGUGAGUCACGAUUUUCCCCAGCUUCAUCUCCAUUAAAGCAUCAGAAUGCUUACUUGGCAGAAAAAAACAGGAAGAACUGACAACACUAUAUUCCUUAUUGCCAGAUUGAGUUGAGGUGAGGUGAAAUGGGGUUUAAUGCUGGUUCUAAGAUUGUUGCACCUAUAUAGCAACGUUUGUCUCGCGUGGGUGCUUGUACUAGUCAGGACAGAUGCCGAUUUUAUAGUGCUAGCUCAUUGAGAUACCAUGAAUCAGUGUAACAUGACUACCCCACUCAGACACAGCAUACUGACUC
Haliotis rufescens (red abalone) is the source of this 1542-nucleotide messenger RNA. RefSeq lists its product as uncharacterized. The transcript has 3 exons. Bases 150 to 1094 code for a protein of 314 amino acids. Lineage: Eukaryota; Metazoa; Mollusca; Gastropoda; Lepetellida; Haliotidae. The record is from RefSeq and is a predicted model, not a curated record.